AUGGCAACCGUCAUGGAAUCGAGCCCGACGCAUGCGCCGCCGGGCCCAAAUGUGCCCCGACCAAAGGGCAUCCUCAAGAACUCAUACCAGGGCUCUCCCCCGCCCGCCUCGCCCAUCGACACGCACGAUGCUUCGCACCCGCCUCUACACCACACCAACUCGUCGGACCCGUCGCUGACGUCCAAGGAUGCCAAGGAAAUCACGAUCGCCAACACACAGUACAACGCUGGCCAUCGGCGGUCCUCGUCCGCUGCCGGGUCGCGGCCUAGCGGAUCCCGCCGCCGCAGCUCGCGCACGCCGAGCCACCAGGGCGACGACGACGUCGAGGAGCAGAACCAGCGACUGAAAUGGGACGAGGCGAACCUGUACCUCACGGAGCAGGAGCGGUCGAGCACGAUGAAGAUCAACGAGCCCAAGACGCCGUACGCGAAGCACUACGACCCGGCCGAGGACCCGUCGGACGACGAGGACAUGGCCGAGCCCAUCGACCCCAACGAGGUCGACAUGGACCGCGUGGACGGCGUGCCGCGGCGGCGCCACGGCACCGAGGACGAGAUCCCGGGCCUGUCGCUUGGCGAGCCCGAGGAGGCCGUGCCCGAGCACGAGAUGUUUGGCACAGGCGAGACGUCGUCGGCCAAGCGGCCCCGCGCUGUGCACGUCGAUAGCAAUGGGAGCGGUCACGACACGGACGCUGAAGACCUGGUCGGCCUCAGCGCCGAGGAGCUUGAGAAGCACCGCCGCUUUGAGGAGCUGCGCAAGAAGCACUACGAGAUGAGAAACGUGGCUGCGCUUCUGGGUCACCCCGAGAACUUCGAGGUCGACGACGAAGAUGACGACGCCGUGCCACCUAUCCCCGGACGAGUUAAUGGCUCGUCAUAG
Lasiosphaeria miniovina is the source of this 879-nucleotide messenger RNA. RefSeq lists its product as uncharacterized. Gene Ontology annotation, biological process: regulation of signal transduction. The transcript has 2 exons. The record is from RefSeq and is a predicted model, not a curated record. The coding region runs from base 1 to 879 and encodes 292 amino acids. NCBI's taxonomy places the organism in Eukaryota, Fungi, Ascomycota, Sordariomycetes, Sordariales, Lasiosphaeriaceae. Gene Ontology annotation, molecular function: protein phosphatase inhibitor activity.